Molecule: messenger RNA, 534 nt
Organism: Cyclospora cayetanensis
Lineage: Eukaryota; Apicomplexa; Conoidasida; Eucoccidiorida; Eimeriidae
Product: peptidyl-prolyl cis-trans isomerase
Exons: 1
Coding region: 16-534 (172 amino acids)
Biological process (GO): protein peptidyl-prolyl isomerization; protein folding
Molecular function (GO): peptidyl-prolyl cis-trans isomerase activity
Source: RefSeq, a predicted model, not a curated record
UCUCCUGUGACGAAGAUGGUUAACCCACGUGUGUUUUUCGACGUGUCCAUUGGUGGCGCUGCCACAAAGCGGAUUGUUAUGGAGUUGUUCGCGGAUGUGACUCCCAAGACGGCGGAGAACUUCAGGUGCCUGUGCACAGGGGAGAAGGGCAAGGGCCGUAAGGGCAAGCCCCUCCACUACAAGGGUAGCACCUUCCACCGCAUCAUUCCUCAAUUCAUGCUCCAGGGCGGUGACUUCACCGAUGGAAACGGCACGGGGGGGGAAUCAAUAUAUGGUGAAAGGUUCGCAGACGAGAACUUCACUCUGAACCACGACAAGCCAUACCUUCUGUCCAUGGCGAAUGCCGGCCCGAACACCAACGGCUCGCAGUUCUUCAUCACAACAGUCAACUGCGACUGGCUAAACGGCAAGCACUGCGUCUUCGGGAAAGUCAUCGACGGGAUUGACGUCGUCAAGACGAUCGAGAAAGUAGGCACCAAUUCGGGAAAGCCACAGCAGACUGUCACCAUCGCGGACUGCGGACAGCUGUCUUAA